Molecule: messenger RNA, 2169 nt
Organism: Malania oleifera
Lineage: Eukaryota; Viridiplantae; Streptophyta; Magnoliopsida; Santalales; Ximeniaceae
Product: protein SRG1-like
Exons: 4
Coding region: 277-1269 (330 amino acids)
Source: RefSeq, a predicted model, not a curated record
AAACAGAGCAGGUCUUAGCUGGCACAUGACACCUUCCUCCACAAAAAGACCAUUAGGUACAAAGACACCUUGAGUUCUUUUUCUUGUCAGCAGUCAAUGAAUACAUAAAAUAUUGCCCAUCGUUAAUACAUUCCACUCAAAACAGUCCAAAAAAUUACUCAUGGUGGUUUGAUUUAGAGUAGACAUUGUUGAGCAUCCCUAUCUUCAACGCUCUUUAUCAAGAGCAAUACAAAGAAGGAUCAACAAGAGCCGUAUAUCUCCAUCCCAUACAGAAGUAUGGAGCCGGCUGAAUCGGCUGCGCAGGUGAGUUGGGGAUCCCUUCCUGUGCCUUGUGUCCAGGAGCUGGCCAAGGAGUCGAGCGUCACUGUUCCACCCCGAUACGUCCGUCCUGCGCAGGGGCAAGCUAUCCAAUGGGAUCCCUCUCAUGAAGUCCCAGUCAUCGACAUGCAACGCUUGUUAUCUGAAGAAUCCAUGGAUUCUGAACUGGGCAGGCUCCACUCUGCCUCCAAAGAAUGGGGUUUCUUCCAGCUGGUAAACCAUGGGGUGAGCUCUUCAUUGGUGGAGAACAUAAAGACACAAAUAUUGGACUUCUUCAACCUCCCAAUGGAAGAGAAGAAGAAUUUUUGGCAGAAACCAGGAGAUCUAGAGGGCUUUGGACAAGCUUUUGUUGUAUCUGAGGAGCAGAAGCUAGAUUGGGGUGACAUGUUCUACAUUAAGACACUCCCUAUCAGCAUGAGGAAACCCCAUUUAUUUCCCAAGUUCCCCCUACCAUUUAGGGACACCGUGGAACAUUACUCAUCAGAAGUGAACAAUCUAGCCAUGUUUAUCCUGGCACAGAUGGCAAAAGCUCUAAAGAUGGAAUCAGAGGAAAUGAAAGAACUGUUUGAAGAUGGUGGCCAAUCAAUGAGAAUGAACUAUUACCCAGCAUGUCCGCAACCGGAGCAAGUCAAUGGAAUUAGCCCCCAUUCGGAUGCGACUGGUCUGACCAUUCUCCUGCAGCUAAAUGAAGUAGAAGGUCUUCAGAUUAGGAAAGACGGCAUGUGGGUUCCUCUGAAGCCUGUCUCGGGCGCCUUCAUUGUCAACAUUGGAGAUGUCUUAGAGGAAAAUUCCCGGGAAUCAAAACCGACACCUGUUCGUAUUUUGUACAUAACUUUUUCAUUCGAACUCCGAUCGAGACGAUUCAAAUUUCUGGAGAAAGAGGAAAGGAUCAUCUACAACUUUUAUGUUUUGAAUUUUAUGAGAUACGAGCUCCAUAAGAGUCAGAUCUGAGACGAACAGAGAACAAUAAAAAAUGAAAAAAUAUAUAUGUUUGGAUGGAUAUUUGAUGUGACCCGGCCAUGCAUGGCCGGGUCGAGUUGUUCCACGUUGGAUCCUAGGGCUUCUUUUUUUUCUUUUUAAACUCCUCCAGCAUAGCCCCGUCGCUCCUCUUCUCUCUUCUUCUUCCUCUUCUUCUUCUUCUUCUUCUUCUUCUUCUUCUUCUUCUUUAGCUUGUUUUGCCCUCACUUAUCUCUCCCUUUGUUCCUUUGUUCUCUCAUUCAAUCUUGCUCUCUGUUCCUCUUCUCUCUCAGUUUCUCUCCUUUCCCUGUUCUCCUCUUCCUCUCAUUCUCUGUGCUCCUCCCACUUGCUGUCUGCCCCGAGCCUUGUUGCCACCCUUCAUACCAGCCAUAUCAGCAGAGCUGCUCCACAACACCAGAGGACAGCCACCAACCUGAGCACCACCAGAUUAUUUAUUUGCUGCAACAGAUCAACUCCUCUGCAAGAGCCCCCACAUACAGUAGCCCUCUUCGAGUGCCUUCCACCAAGCAGCCCCGACCUCCAGCUCCUCCACAGCAGCAGGCCGAGACCUCUUCCAGAACAGAGCCACACUCCCUACACACCAUCUAGCAGCACAGCUUCCCUCGGUCAUCAUAGCAAUACCAACUCGUGACACACCACCAUAGCAGUCCUCCUCAGUCCUCUGCACAGCCAGCUUCAACACCAGUAGAGGCCAUCUGUUCCCGCAAUACCAGCAGCUACUGCUGCUCUGUUUGCUCUCUCUUUCUCUCCUCUUUCUUCUUUUCUUUUCUUCCGUUUAAUUUCAAUUGCAAUUGAAUGUUUUGUUUUUUUAUUUAGUUAUUUAUUAAAUUCUUGAAGAGUUUAUUUGAAUAUUUGUUCAAGUGGUUUUAAUUU